This is a messenger RNA of Echinococcus granulosus, 1464 nucleotides long. RefSeq names its product Aldehyde dehydrogenase family 1 member A3. Lineage: Eukaryota; Metazoa; Platyhelminthes; Cestoda; Cyclophyllidea; Taeniidae. The coding region runs from base 1 to 1464 and encodes 487 amino acids. Gene Ontology annotation, molecular function: aldehyde dehydrogenase (NAD+) activity. The transcript has 8 exons. The record is from RefSeq and is a predicted model, not a curated record.
AUGCAGCGUCCUGCUGUUAAAUUCACACAGAUCUUCAUUAACAAUAAGUUUGUCAACAGUCUGUCGGGUAAGACUUUCGGAGUGGUGGAUCCAUCAACGGCGAAGGAAGUAUGCCGCGUAGCGGAGGGUGAUGCGCCUGACAUUGAUUGUGCAGUAAAAGCAGCUAAGGCGGCCUUCGUUCGAGAUUCAGCAUGGCGCUCCAUGGAUGCUUCACAUCGCGGCCGUCUACUCUAUCGGCUUGCUGACGCUCUCGCUGACAACAUCGACUACCUUAGCCAGUUGGAGGCCAUGGACGCUGGCAAACCUUUGGCAUCUGCCCGGGGAGAUGUGAAUUUCGCCAUCGACACCAUUCGCUAUUAUGCGGGUUACGCGGAUAAAAUCCACGGCAAGGUGAUCCCCUGUGACGGUGACGUGAUCUGCUACACUCGAAGGGAGCCAGUUGGGGUGGUGGGCGCCAUAAUUCCCUGGAAUUACCCACUCGAUCUGAUUGCCUCGAAGGUGGCUCCAGCUCUGUGCGCCGGCUGCUGUAUCGUUGUCAAACCGGCUGAGGAGACUCCACUUAGCGCACUCUUCUUUGCUCAUCUCGUUGAACAAAUCGGUUUCCCGGCAGGCGUGGUGAACGUGGUUCCGGGCUUUGGCGAGACGGCCGGUGCCGCGUUGGCGUGUCACCCCGACGUGAACGCGGUGACGUUCACGGGAAGCACUGCCGUGGGUCACUCCAUCAUGCUCGCCGCCGCCCCUACCUUUAAGCGUGUCAAUCUCGAGCUGGGCGGGAAGUCACCGCUCAUAAUCUUCGCCGACGCCGAUCUUGAUGCGGCUGCAUCAGUGGCGUUUGAGGGUGUGAUGGAAAACGCUGGGCAGUGUUGUGUGGCAGCCACUCGCACUUUCGUGGAGGCCCCUGUGUAUGAGGAGAUGCUUGAACGUUUUUGUAAACUUGCUGAGCAACGCGUUGUUGGUGAUCCGUUCAAAUCUGGAGUUGAGCAGGGUCCCCAGAUAAAUCAAACACAGUUUGAUAUGAUCAUGAAAUUCAUUGCCUCGGGUCGUGAGGAGGGCGCUCGUCUAGUGGCUGGUGGUGAACGUGUUGGCAACAAGGGCUUCUACAUCGCACCCACCGUGUUCGGUGACGUAAGCGAUGAUAUGCGGAUCGCACGUGAGGAGAUAUUUGGACCGGUGCAGGUAGUGCUGCGGUUUCACGACCUUGAGGAGGUGCUUCAACGCGCCAACGCCUCACAUUAUGGCCUCGGCGGCGGCGUCUUCACCACCGACAUGGACAAGGCCCUUCGUGUUGCACAGGCCCUUGAGGCUGGCACCGUUUGGAUCAACAGCUACAACACCUCGCCUGUGAUGCAGCCGUUUGGAGGCUACAAACACUCAGGAAUCGGUCGAGAAAACGGAAAAGACGGGCUCAAGUUUUUCACCGAAGUGAAGACGGUUUCAAUGCCAAUUUCAAAGAAGAAUUCGUAA